AUGAAUAUUAUCUUGGAACAUACUGAAGAUGGAGUUACUAUUCCUCACAGAACCUAUCUGAAAACACCUGCUGAGUUCUCGGAUGAGGAUAAUGAGCUGAUAAAUCUAGAUGUAACUCUACAGCUCAUUCUGAUCGAAUCAUUGGAUCCAGUAAUGUACAAUAAUGUUGUCAAUUGUACAAGUGCUAAGCAGAUAUGGGACACUCUGCAAAUUAUCAAUGAAGGAUCUGAGGAAGUACGGGAAAACAAGAAGGAAAUUCUUGUGGCUCAAUAUGAGCAAUUUGGUUCUAAUCCCGGAGAAGGAAUUUCUGAAGUAUUCAUCAGAUUCAACAAUUUGAUAAAGAAUCUGAAUCUGAACGGGAAAUACUACGACAACAAAGAGGUGAACCUAAAGUUUUUGCUGACGCUCCCUGAGCAACUAGAACAUCGGAUAACCGCCAUCAGAGAAAGCAGAGAUUUGACAGAGAUCUCAUUGGAACAGCUGUAUGGGGUUCUGAAAACCUAUGAAUUGGAACAGGCUCAAACUAAACAGAGAUACGGAUGGGGAAAGACACUGAACACGUCUACGUCUGUCAGCAAUUCUACUGCCCUCAUAAUACAAUCACCUCUUGUGAAAGAAAGGAAGGUUGUUGUACCUUCAAGAAGCUCCCACGAGUAUGUUGUGCCGGAAAUGGGACAUACUUCAGUAAGUACGGGAGAUGAUGAAUUUUACUCGAUGGAAGAGUUAGAUCAGCUGGAGGACGAAUCUCUUGCUAUGUUUGCCAGGAAGUUUGGUCACAUGAGAUUUAGGAAGAAUCCCUCCUACAAGUUUAAAUCUUCUGGUAGUAAAUUUCAGAAAGGGGGAUCUUCGUCCACAACAUCAAAAGGGGCUUACAAGACUGGGAUGGUUGAUCGAAGCAAGUUUAAAUGUUUCAACUGUGAUGAGCCUGAUAGUGAUGAGGAGGAAGAGCGGGGGAAUGUUGCUCUAAUGACUUUUAUGGAACCUUCUACACCUCCACAUCGCACUGGCGGAUUUCCGGUAGAUCCUACUUGCCCUAAACUGUUUAUGCAAUUAGGACUUGAACGUGAUGACGCUCGUAAUAAGCUCAAAGCUCUGACUCUUGAACACAAAGCUUUAAAGCAAGAAGUUCAUGAGUUAAAGUUAAAAGAAAAACUAGUGCUCACCCCUAAAAUUGAACAACUAACUAGUCAGUUAUUGACUCAGACUAAUAAAGUCGAAGUGUUAGAAUUUAGGGAGAAAAAGUUGAAUGAGCAGUUAGCUGAAGAGAAGGUUAGUAUGCAUGCUAACAAAGAAAACACAACACCUAGAAAGCACAUGAAUAGUAAGUUUGCAAAAACCAAGACUGCCGGUCCUUCUCCUAUCAAGAAGGAUACUUAUGUUCCCAAGCCUAAACCUAAAGUGUUCAAGGCUGUUUGUAGGAAAGUAAGUACAGUCAAGGUGGAUGCUGAUGUUAUUCAAACAGGAUCUAUUGUCAAAGCUGACAAAGGUCAAUUCUUUAAGGAGCCAAACAAGGUUGAAAAGGUUGUAUGGAUUCUCGAUAGUGGAUCAUCUAGACAUAUGACCGGUGAUAGAGCCCUGCUAUCAAAUGUGAUUGAGAGAGCUGGCCCGAUUGUCACCUUUGGAGAUAACAGCAAAGGUUGUACUACGGGAUAUGGUGCCAAUGAUGAAGAUAAUUGUUUCUAUUCAAAGGCUUCACCUGAAGAUAGUUGGCUAUGGCAUAAGAAGUUGUCUCACCUUAAUUUUAAAAUUGUAAACUCUUUGGUCAAGAGGGAUUUGGUGAGAGGACUGCCUCCUUUGGAAUUCACUCUACAAGGACUUUGUGAGGCAUGUCAGAAUGGGAAGGCUAAGAUAGCAUCAUACAAAGGCACAGACACCAGUAACAUUACUGAACCACUUCAACUAUUACAUGUGGAUUUAUUUGGUCCAGUUAAUGUGAUGUCUUUAUCAAGAAAGAGAUAUGCCUUGGUGAUUGUUGAUGACUUCUCUAAGUUCACAUGGGUUUUAUUCUUACAUUAUAAGGAUGAAACUCCUCAAUUGGUAAUUGAUCUUAUCAAGGAGAUCGAGUUGGAUUCGAAUGAUAAACUUCGUGUCAGAGCAAUAAGGUCCGAUAAUAGAAUAGAGUUUAAGAAUAAAACUCUCAACAGAUUUUGCUCCGACAAUGGCAUAACAAGACAAUACUCAGCGCCAAGAAUUCCACAACAGAAUGAAGUAGUAGAAAGGAAGAAUCGUACCUUGAUUGAAGCUGCAAGAACUAUGCUAUGCGAAUCAAGGUUGCCCAUCUACUUUUGA
Molecule: messenger RNA, 2289 nt
Organism: Daucus carota subsp. sativus
Lineage: Eukaryota; Viridiplantae; Streptophyta; Magnoliopsida; Apiales; Apiaceae
Exons: 5
Coding region: 1-2289 (762 amino acids)
Biological process (GO): DNA integration
Molecular function (GO): nucleic acid binding
Source: RefSeq, a predicted model, not a curated record